GCUGCAGUAGCUCAAGGCAUUCCUAUCUGUGAAACAGCCGCUUCUCUGUUACAGUCUUAGACUUGCAGUUGAUCUUAGUCUGUGUACUUGAACAUGUAGUCCAAGUUUGUUGUAUAGUUUUUAAGUGUUUCUUUUACUUGCUAUCUUUUUAAACGGCUGAUAUCUUUUAAAGCAGCUGUUUAAACUGCUGUUAGCGGUUAAGCCUGUAUUUUUUUCGAAAUCCUGUACAUUAGAGUAUUGCUAGUUGAGCUAGACGGCUUUGGUUGGGGGUUUGUGCUGAGUGGGUGGGCAGUCUGUCUCUUCAGCGUUGCCUCACUGCUGGCUCGCUAUGCCAUGGUAAGACAUCCACUAUUUCUGCUGCCGCUUUACCGCUGGAAUUCCCGUUGUUGGCUGAAGCACAAAGCUCUUGGGACUGCAGCGGCACGAUGGCCUGGGAGCUCAGUGUGGAGGUGUGCAGGCUGCUGCUGCUGCGGGAGGACUCGGACUGCGCAGAGCUCGUGGCCUUGCUCGGCCCGAGGCCUGCUCGGGGCAGCCUGGCUGUGUCCUGGGACCCGGCCGGGUUUAGCCCUGCUCAGUGUGUCUGUGGGGUGCUGCGUUCAAGCUAAACUCUCCAGAACUACAGCUGCUCAGCACAUACACGUUCUGCAGUGCAGUUACUGCUAAUGCCCUUCUGGCUAUCUGCCAGCCCAAGCUGGCUACCUGCUAAAACAUCUUACGUGUCUUUUUUCUGGAGUGUGGCUCUCGACUUGGAUGGACUGUGUCACAAGUUAUACUAAUUUCUGUACUAGGCAGCCCUUAGAAAUUCUGAUGGCUUAUGAUUUCUUAAUGUGCUAGUGAGAGCAUUCAUUUAUAUGAAAAUGCUUAAAAUCAUCUCCUUAGCAAAGGAUUUGAGUUAUUCCUGUUGUAAGGCUGUUGGAAGAAGCUUUUGGAAUUCUGCAGAGGAAACAUUCACUUAUUAUUCAUUUAGGACAUAAUUAACCUUCUGUAUUUGGAGAUCUUUAGAACUCUGGAAAUUGAUUUUAAAUAAUGAGUAUUCUCAUGAUUUCUGGAUAUUGGUCAUCAUAUCAAAUUUCUUAGCUGAUAUAUCCAAAUGUUGUUAUAGUUAAGUUUUGUCACUGGUUGCCAUUUUAGCAGCUCAAAGCUUAUGAGUUGCAGUGCUAUUUUUAAAAGUUUCGGGUUUUGUUUUUUCUUACAUGUUGUGAUUAUCACAGAAAAUUACCUGGAAAACAUUUUGAACAUCUGUAUUCCCGAGACUGUUUGGUAGAGCCUAUUGAUGGUAAUGCCUUUUUAGAAUUAUUCUGCAAUAAUGUGGCUUGCAUCCUUUUAAGGAAGCUGUGGAGCUUUACCACUUCAGGUAACAUGUAGAAGUCCCCUUCCAGCAAUGUAAGAAGAUGGACAUCAAUUUCCAUUAGUAUACUGGUUUGCAAAUACUCUACUGGCAGAGUUCCUCAGGAAACAUAGACUGAUUUUUUUUUUUUUAGUCAAUAUUGAGAUGGCAUUGUAAUGGAUAUCGCUGCUAGUACAUUCAACGUACAUUAAAUCCAAAAUGUGUAAAUGUAUUUAUUUGUAUAAUUUGCCAUACCCAACUCCUGUACUUACACAGGAUUUAUUUAUCCUACACCUUCUGAAGCUCCUGGAGACUUUGUUCUGCAUUGCGACCACAGUAUCAGAGGCUCCCAUUAUUGAUAAUUUGGCUUUCAGUUCUGAAAGUAGGAGAUCAAAUGUGAGAUUCAGAUUUGGGCUAUCAGCAAGGAAGUAGUUUCAGAUCUGUCUGAGUUGUACUUGAAGCCGCCAAAAUGGUUCUGGCAGAUCUUGGAAGAAAAAUAACUUCAGCAUUGCGCUCACUGAGCAAUGCCACGAUUAUCAAUGAAGAGGUUUUAAAUGCUAUGUUAAAAGAAGUAUGUACAGCAUUACUGGAAGCUGAUGUUAAUAUCAAACUUGUGAAGCAACUUAGAGAAAAUGUCAAGUCUGCAAUUGAUCUUGAAGAAAUGGCAUCUGGCCUUAACAAAAGAAAAAUGAUCCAGCAUGCAGUCUUUAAAGAGCUUGUUAAGCUUGUAGAUCCUGGAGUCAAGGCAUGGACACCUACCAAAGGAAAACAGAAUAUUAUAAUGUUUGUUGGUUUGCAAGGAAGUGGUAAAACAACAACUUGUUCAAAGUUGGCAUACUUCUAUCAGAGGAAAGGCUGGAAGACUUGUUUAAUAUGUGCAGACACAUACAGAGCAGGUGCUUUUGACCAGUUAAAGCAGAAUGCCACAAAAGCAAGAAUUCCCUUUUAUGGGAGCUAUACAGAAAUGGAUCCUGUAAUAAUUGCCUCAGAAGGUGUUGAGAAAUUUAAGAAUGAAAACUUUGAAAUAAUCAUUGUUGAUACAAGUGGACGUCACAAACAAGAAGACUCUUUGUUUGAAGAGAUGUUACAAGUUGCUAAUGCCAUACAACCAGAUAACAUUGUUUAUGUGAUGGAUGCUUCCAUUGGCCAAGCUUGUGAAGCUCAAGCUAAAGCUUUCAAAGACAAAGUAGAUGUAGCUUCUGUUAUUGUUACUAAGCUUGAUGGACAUGCCAAAGGAGGUGGAGCUCUUAGUGCAGUUGCUGCCACAAAGAGUCCUAUUAUUUUUAUUGGAACUGGCGAGCACAUAGAUGACUUUGAACCCUUUAAAACACAGCCUUUCAUCAGCAAGCUGCUUGGUAUGGGUGAUAUUGAAGGAUUGAUAGAUAAAGUAAAUGAGUUAAAGUUGGAUGAUAACGAAGCACUCAUAGAAAAGCUAAAACACGGUCAAUUUACAUUAAGAGAUAUGUAUGAACAAUUCCAAAACAUCAUGAAAAUGGGACCAUUCAGUCAGAUCUUGGGCAUGAUCCCUGGUUUUGGAACUGACUUCAUGAGUAAAGGCAAUGAACAGGAAUCAAUGGCAAGGCUAAAGAAACUCAUGACUAUAAUGGACAGUAUGAAUGAUCAAGAACUUGACAGUACAGAUGGUGCCAAAGUUUUCAGUAAGCAGCCAGGAAGAAUCCAAAGAGUAGCAAGAGGCUCAGGUGUUUCUACCAGAGAUGUUCAGGAGCUUUUGACCCAAUACACUAAGUUUGCACAGAUGGUGAAAAAGAUGGGAGGCAUCAAAGGGCUUUUCAAAGGGGGUGAUAUGUCCAAGAACGUAAACCCAUCUCAGCUGGCCAAACUGAAUCAGCAGAUGGCAAAGAUGAUGGAUCCAAGAGUUCUUCAUCAUAUGGGUGGCAUGGCUGGUUUGCAGUCAAUGAUGAGACAAUUUCAACAAGGUGCUGCUGGGAAUAUGAAAGGCAUGAUGGGAUUCAAUAAUAUGUAAAGAAGCCUUAAUACAAAUGGACUUGGUUGACUUUUCAUUGCAACUUCAGUGAAUGAAUUUGCUUUCUUCCUUUUUACAGUGAUGAGAGAAUGGUCUUUUGAAAUCUUAUUCAGGCUUCUCAGUUUCUACAUCUAAUUUCUGAAAACUAUUUUUGCUUAAAUUAGUUCCUCUCCACUAAUAACUGAUGGCACAAAGAGUAAUUCAAUUUAAUAAAACAAAAUCAUGAUGUAAAAUUUUAAUAUUUAGAGACACUUUUUAAUCGUUUACAUCAAAUGGCAGCCAUUAUAUUUGUAAACAACCCUGAUCUUUGGUUAUAGUAACAUAAAAUGUCACAAAUAUACUGUAAAAUAAAAUUUAAGUGGUUAUAAACAAGG
This is a messenger RNA of Parus major (Great Tit), 3685 nucleotides long. It is a transcript of the gene SRP54, whose product is annotated as signal recognition particle 54. Gene Ontology annotation, biological process: SRP-dependent cotranslational protein targeting to membrane; SRP-dependent cotranslational protein targeting to membrane, translocation. The record is from RefSeq and is a predicted model, not a curated record. NCBI's taxonomy places the organism in Eukaryota, Metazoa, Chordata, Aves, Passeriformes, Paridae. Gene Ontology annotation, molecular function: ATP hydrolysis activity; endoplasmic reticulum signal sequence receptor activity; GTPase activity. The transcript has 17 exons. Gene Ontology annotation, cellular component: cytosol; signal recognition particle, endoplasmic reticulum targeting. The coding region runs from base 1797 to 3311 and encodes 504 amino acids.